ACUUGGCCGGCUUGUUAACCGGUUGUGAUUUUUGAACGUCCUGAACAGAAUCGAAUUUAGGUUACCUAUCCUUUUUCAGCAAGCAUCAAGACAAUCCAUCCUCGAUUCGCACAUGAUUGAAGGAUGUCAAACGUAAAUGAAAGAAGUGAUGGUGGAGCGUCUAUCGAUCGAAAACCGGGUCAGAUCACCAAGCCUACAAGGAGCUCACAAGUCAAGUAUCAGACAAGUUCCUCCUGGUUAAGCUUUGGCUUAUACGUCUCUACCUUUGCCAUUCUAGCAUGCAUCUCGACCUACCUUCGAUAUGCUUUACCCGAUCCGCUGCCAUUACCAGAUCCUAUCUCCGCUGUAAAACCAACUUCACCAUUAUAUUUCUCUGAGGCUUUGGCCAAUACAUACAUACAUCAUCUUGCAGACACGAUCGGAUACCGGAUUGUUGGUACUGAAGAAAUGUCUGAAACAGUGGAAUAUGUUUUGGAUUUGUUAGAGGGUUUGAAGGCGGACGCCAAAAAGGUCGGUGACACCAAGGAGAUCGAGAUAUGGCAUCAGCAGGAUGAUGGCGCGCAUUUAUUUGAAUUCAUGGGUAAACAUGUUUGGAAAAAAUAUUUCCAAUUGUCGAAUAUAAUCGUUCGGAUCUCUGAUCCAUCCAUCCCGAGAUCGAAAGAAAAUGCCAUCUUGGUAAAUGCUCACUUAGAUAGUACUUUACCAUCUCCUGGUGCGGCAGAUGACGUUGCUGGCGUUGCGGUUUUGCUCGAAGCCAUACGCAUUAUCACACAAUCGCCUGAAUGGAAGAUUCACAACAGUAUUGUGUUCUUGUUCAACGGCGCAGAGGAAUCUUUGCAAGAUGCCAGUCAUCUGUUCAUCACCAAGCAUCCUCUCAAAGACGUUGUGCGAGCCGUCAUUAACCUUGAAGCGUGUGGAACCAACGGCAGUACGAAGAGUCUUACAGUCUCAUAUCAUGCGUUCAUUCCGCUUGCCGGUUUUGACUUAUCAUUUCUCUUGAACUUUGAUGUAUGGGGAUAUAGCACCGACUUCCGGCAAUUUGAACAAUAUGGCAACCUCACUGGUCUUGACAUGGCUAUCAUGCAGAAUUCGUAUCUUUAUCAUACAAGACAAGACAUACCUUCAAAGAUCGAAAAAGGUGUCAUUCAACACAUGGGUGAAAAUACCAUGGCAUUAUUGAAGCACCUAUCGGCUGAAUCAACUGAUCUGACGAACAUAGAACGAAGCUCUUCGACUGUUUAUUUCUCGGCCUUUGGUGGAUACGCCUUCUUCAUGUAUUCCAAGACAACGGCUCUUCAGCUAUACCUUACCAUGUUUGUGGUUGCGAUAACUCUGGUAUCAAGAAAUGUGAACUCGAGUAAUCGGACAGUAUAUCUGCUCUCGUUUUUUGCAAGCAUUGGCUCCUUUCUCGCUUCGAUCAUCGUUCCCAAUCUAGUAGCUUUCGUCACUGCCACCGUCUUACAGAAACCGUUAUCUUGGUAUCGUCAUGAAGCUUUACCACUCGCCUUAUUUGCACCACCUUCGCUUGUUGGUGCUCUUUCGGUUCAAUACCUGUUUUCGAAAUUGGUCAAGAAACAAUCAUUAGUUACUCCUGGACGCGAGUAUGUCUUGGCACAUGCCACUUUCUGUGGUUUGAUGGCCUUUUAUGGCAUACUCGCAGUCAUAGGCGCAUUCUUUCACAUCGGCACUGCAUAUCUACCAGCUCUAGGACUAGGAUCACUCUUGCUGGGGUUGAUAACGAAUGAACUGGUGUUUGCACCGUUGAGUGGGAAAUAUGGUCAUAUUCAUCUGCCCAGUUACCUCGUCGUACUUGUGUUGCCCUGUUUGCUCGGAGUCGAAGGUAUAUUGGUAUUCCUCGAUCUGUUUGUACCACUAAGUGGACGGAUAGGUCAUGAGCCGCACGUCGAUCAUAUCAUAGCUUCACUCGUCAGUGGCGUUGGCUUCAACAUCUUGGCAAGUGCCUUGCCGUUCUCGCAUCGCUUCAGUACACGCGCCCUGCGAAGUUUCAUCCUAUUGGCGACCAUUGUCAGCGCAAUCUUGGUCUUGGUGUUUACUAGAGAUAGCUGGGCGAUGUUUGACUCAGAUCACCCAAAACGUCUUCCUAUUCUUCAUAUGGAGAAUAUCACCACUACUCCCCCUACAUUUAGUCUUCAUCUCGCAACUAUGGAUCGGGCACCUGGUUUCUACGAGCUAGUGAAAGACACCAUGGACGUAAUGGCGGUUUCGCAGCAAACUCCUAUGUUAAACGCUAUCAAUGAUGACAUACCUGACUGGGACAUCAUUUAUCCUGUCUCUCAAUUUCUCAAGUCUUAUCAAAUACCGCUGAUAUCAGAUGAUCAUCAAAUGAUCACUACUGAUGGCGGACAGCUGAGUCAAUACGUCUCUCCGUGGACAGAUACAUUCAAAAUCAGUCUUCUUCAUAACAAGCUGGAUCAUAUCAACCACCAUCGAACAUUAGUAUUCGCGGUCGAUCAUCCAGGCAUCAUUUGGACUGUCAUUGCCUUCACGGCCGAUGUCGUUUCUUGGGAUCUACCCAAGAAUCCUGCACGGGGCAUAGAGCGCCACCACAUCAAAGAAGCGAGCGCGUUUGGCGUUGAUCGAUGGACAUUGAACUUGACGAUCGCUCUCAAUCAAAGCGAGUUUGAUAUCGCUAUUGAAAACGAACAGAUGGUUCGAGGCCAACGCCCUUCAAUCCCUGCUUCAGAUGAGAAGGCCUUGUUGAAUCAGCGAAAAGGGAUGUUACGAAUAGACUUCAGUGGCUUAGAUCAAAUGGGACUUUACCCGGCUCGAGCCAAACCAAAACGUGUUCGUGAAGGACAAGAAAAACCUGAUGCUUGGAUUGGGACAGGGGUGGGGGGACCAGGGAUGAAGUUCUUUAGACGUCUCGAUACUCAAUUACCAAGUUGGACAGAUCCAAUGUUAUUGAGCGCGGUGGCUAAUGUAGCUUAUUUAUGAUGGUGAUGGACUUAUCUGAGACAUACAUUUACUUUACAAAAUUCGUCCUUGCAUUUCAUUUCUACUGCCAUAUAAGUAAUAUAAAACCGUUUCGGCUCUGUUUUUGC
Molecule: messenger RNA, 3062 nt
Organism: Melampsora larici-populina 98AG31
Lineage: Eukaryota; Fungi; Basidiomycota; Pucciniomycetes; Pucciniales; Melampsoraceae
Product: aminopeptidase
Exons: 9
Coding region: 124-2955 (943 amino acids)
Biological process (GO): proteolysis
Molecular function (GO): metalloexopeptidase activity
Source: RefSeq, a predicted model, not a curated record